AUGGCUUCCGCCGCCAACUGUGCGCGGUGCCUCACCAGGCCCACGACGAUCGCAGCAGCAGCGCCUCGGAUCCUCUCGCAGCGAAUCGUGCCCAUCAUCACGUCGUACUCCUCGGCUACCGGAGUCGCGCCGUUCUCGACCUCGUCUGCCGACUCCGCCGCCGCCCGUCGGGUGACGUAUAUUGGAAAGCACAUCCGUCGCGGCAAGAUCAACCAGAACGCGCGCAAGAAGCGGGACACCGCCAGGGUCAAGAAGCCGGCUCCCGGAGAGAGAAAGGCCUUCCGCAAACGUAUCACGCUGAGCAACAACAAUGCUCUGGCCGUCGAGGGCCUCCAGGAUGUCGGCAGAGAGACGCUGGCCGUGGCGGAGAACAAGGGCUCUGUUGUUGCCUUGCCGGAUCAGUUGGUCGACCAGCUCCGGACGCUCGAAGCGUUCAAGACCACUCAGAACUGGGGUCUAUUCCGCAGGCCGCACAUGCUCGUUCGGGGGGAGACGGUGAAGCUCGUAAAGAGGCUAGACGGCGCCGUCAAUGAGAGGCAGACGCUGAGGAUGGUGUUGACGGGUGACAAGGUUGUGGGAAAGAGCAUGUUGCUGCUGCAGGGCUUGUCCCACGCGUUGUUGAACAAUUGGGUUGUCAUUAACAUUCCCGAAGCCCAAGAUCUCACCAACUCCAACACGGACUACAGUCCGGUCCCCAACACCAAGCCCCUCCAGUUCUACCAGCCGACCUACUGCUUCAGUCUCCUCCAGCAGAUCGUCAAGGCCAAUGGCCCCAUCCUGAAGCAGCACAAGAUCUCCAAGGAGUACCCCGAGCUUCUACACGUCCCCAAGGACGGCACCUUGCUCGACAUUGCUACGGCCGCAAAGGAGCCUGAGUUCGCCUGGCCCGCCUUCCAGGCCCUUUGGCACGAGCUUACCACGGCCCCCGACGGUCCGCCCGUCUUUCUCGGACUUGAUGGCCUCUCCCACAUCAUGAAGAUUUCGGCCUAUCGCGACCCGUCCUUCAACCUCGUGCACUCGCAUGACCUCACACUCGUCCGGCUGUUCGUCGACGCCCUUUCUGGCAAGACUCCGCUCGCCAACGGCGGUGCCGUCAUCGCUGCCACGAGCCGCAGCAAUGCGCCCCGCUCCCCGUCCAUGGAGCUCGCCCUGGCCCAGUCUGCCGCCGCCGCUGCCGACCUGCACGUCCCCACUCCGGACCCCUACAACAAGGGCUACGACGACCGCGUCUACGAGGCCGUCCGCGGCGUUGAGACCUUCAACGUGAGCGGUAUCAGUCGCGAGGAGGCACGCGCCGUGAUGGAGUACUGGGCCGCCAGCGGCCUCAUGCGCGCGCGCAUCGAUGAGACCACCGUCGCGGAGAAGUGGACAAUCUCCGGUGGUGGUGUUCUCGGCGAACUGGAGCGGGCGAGCUUGCUGAACUCGCGUAUGCUGCAGUACUAA
Colletotrichum destructivum is the source of this 1443-nucleotide messenger RNA. Its product is annotated as Putative small ribosomal subunit protein mS29. NCBI's taxonomy places the organism in Eukaryota, Fungi, Ascomycota, Sordariomycetes, Glomerellales, Glomerellaceae. The transcript has 2 exons. The coding region runs from base 1 to 1443 and encodes 480 amino acids. Gene Ontology annotation, molecular function: structural constituent of ribosome. The record is from RefSeq and is a predicted model, not a curated record. Gene Ontology annotation, cellular component: mitochondrial small ribosomal subunit.